CCACUUUCCAUUGCUCCUUAUACACGGGACGUGCGCGGGUCGCCCCUCUGCUCUCUGUACACGUUGGGAAGUCUCAGUCCUGUGGGUUAUGUGGCCGCUGUAAUCAGAGGGGUGCACGGCCGAUCGGGGAUGAUACAUCGCUCGCUGUGGAUUGUAGAUACUUGGAUUGCAGCUCUGACACUCUCACCCUGGAUGGGGGGAUCGGGAUUUCUCCCCUCUGCUGAAGCUGGGCCCCACUGUGUGAGGAUUACACCGCUGGGCUGACUCCGAGGGGACCCCCCCCCCCCCAAUUCUAUCCCAUCGUCCGAUCUCUGCACACUGACAGGAUCUCCCACGCAGACUUGUGAGCCACAUAGUGGUACGUUCAUCUCAUGCUUGCUCACAGCCAGCUGGAUGGGGUCGUUCAUGGUGCGGCACUCACGAAAAGCAUGGGGCGGGUUCACUGACAGCAUGCUUCUUCUUUGCUUGUUCUCGGUCAGUUUGGCAAUUGCCCGGCCAUCUUACAGUCACGUAGAGGAAACCACUGUAGAACCAGAAGAACCUCCAACCAAAUACCAAAUCUCUCAGCCAGACGUUUUAACGAUCACUCCCGGCAAGCCUCUUGAUCUGCGCUGUCCAUUCAACGAUGCUUUCCUGGUGACUUGGACUAAGGAUGGGGUGAAAUUAGAAUCCAGCAAUAGGACGGUGAUUGUCAUGAACUACUUGCUGAUAAACGAGACUCUCCUCAGGGAUUCAGGGCUGUAUGCCUGCUUAGCUCAUAAAGGCGCCCAGAGCAAUACUCAUUUCUUCCUUGUGAAUGUCACAGAGGCAAGUUCUUCUGGAGAUGAUGAAGAUGACAGUGAUAACGAUGUCUCUGAGAAUGUAAUCAUUGACAACAGCAAUAUAAGACCUCCUUAUUGGACGAACCCGGAGAAGAUGGAGAAGAGACUUCACGCUGUCCCAGCUGCUAACACAGUAAAGUUACGUUGUCCAGCUGGUGGAAACCCCAUCCCUACCAUGAGGUGGUUGAAGAACAACAAGGAGUUCAAGCAAGAGCAUCGGAUUGGCGGGUAUAAGGUCCGUAACCAACACUGGAGUCUGAUCAUGGAAAGCGUUGUCCCAUCUGAUAAAGGCAUAUAUACUUGCAUUGUGGAAAAUGAACAUGGGUCAAUCAACCAUACUUACAGUCUUGAUGUCAUAGAGCGCUCGUCUCACAGACCCAUACUGCAAGCUGGUCUCCCUGCAAAUACCACUGCGUAUGUUGGAGGCGAUGCUGAAUUUGUGUGCAAGGUGUAUAGCGACGCACAGCCCCACAUUCGCUGGGUGCGCUUUGUAGAGAAGAAUGGGAGCCGAUUUGGGGUGGAUGGGAUCCCAUACAUGAAGGUUUUGAAGCACUCGGGAAUAAACAGUUCCAGUGCUGAGGUGCUGAAUCUGUACAAUGUGACAGAAGCAGACGCGGGGGAAUAUGUCUGUACCGCCUCCAAUUACAUUGGUGAGGCCAACAAGUCAGCCUGGCUCACGGUGGUGAAAAGAGAACCAGGUACAGAACCCCCUAUGGAGGAUACCUCACUGCCUUACUACAUGGAAAUAGCUAUAUAUGUUGGUGGAGGUUUCCUUAUUUUCUGUUUUAUUGGAAUUUGCAUCAUAUUCCAAAUUCGGCAGGGAGCUAAAAAGAAGAAAUCGUUAAUUGGGCCACCCGUUGUCCAUAAGCUCAGCAAACGAAUACCACUCCACCGCCAGGUAACAGUGUCAGCCGAUUCAAGUUCCUCUAUGAACUCCACAACACCUUUGGUGAGGAUUACUACACGCCUUCUGUCCAGUGCUGAUACAGUCCUGUUGCCCAAUGUAUCAGAGUACGAACUUCCUCAUGACCCCAAGUGGGAAUUCUCGAGAGACAAGCUGACGCUGGGAAAACCUUUGGGUGAGGGUUGCUUUGGGCAAGUGGUCAUGGCCGAGGCUGUAGGGAUUGAUAAAGACCGGCCUAAAGAGUCAGUGACUGUUGCUGUAAAGAUGCUAAAAGAUGAUGCUACUGAGAAAGACCUGUCUGAUCUGGUCUCAGAGAUGGAGAUGAUGAAGAUGAUUGGAAAGCAUAAGAAUAUUAUCAAUCUGUUGGGUGCAUGCACACAAGGAGGUACCUUAUAUGUAAUUGUAGAGUAUGCUGCUAAAGGGAACCUUCGUGAGUACCUGCGGGCCCGGCGCCCUGUUGAAAUGGAUUACUCCUAUGACAUUAAUAGGGUGCCUGGAGAACAAAUGACUUUUAAAGACUUGAUAUCGUGCACUUACCAGCUGGCCAGAGGCAUGGAGUACUUGGCAUCACAGAAGUGUAUACAUCGGGACCUUGCAGCCAGGAACGUGCUGGUCACAGAGAACAAUGUUAUGAAGAUUGCAGACUUUGGUCUGGCACGGGACGUCAACAAUAUUGAUUAUUAUAAGAAAACAACAAAUGGUCGGCUCCCUGUAAAGUGGAUGGCUCCAGAAGCGUUAUUUGACCGGGUGUACACUCAUCAGAGCGAUGUCUGGUCAUUUGGUGUCUUAAUGUGGGAGAUUUUUACUCUGGGAGGCUCGCCAUACCCUGGCAUUCCAGUUGAGGAACUUUUCAAGCUGCUGAAAGAGGGUCACCGGAUGGAUAAGCCAGCCAACUGCACCAAUGAACUGUACAUGAUGAUGAGAGACUGUUGGCAAGCUAAUCCCUCAAACAGGCCUACCUUCAAACAGCUGGUGGAGGACUUGGACCGCAUCCUCACACUAACCACCAACGAGGAAUACCUCGAGCUCAGCGCCCCUCUGGAGCAGUAUUCUCCAAGCUUCCAAGAGUCUUCCUGCUCUGCAUCGUCUGGGGAUGAUUCGGUGUUCUCCCCUGACCCCAUGCCACAUGAACCCUGUCUCCCCAAAUUCCAGCACGUAAAUGGGGUAAAAACAUGAGGCAUCUUGCGUUCUGCAGGCCACUUUAACAGACUGCUGAUAAGGCUGACAGAUUCUGCAGAACGCCGAGGAACAAGGACCUCUCUGUAGAGGAGAAGGUAUAAGGCAGGAGAGGUUACAGGGCAGACUCCACAGUAUAUUCUCCUACCACUCCAAUGAUGGGAACAGGACAUUACAGGAGAACCUCAUGGCUCACCAACCCCGGACCAAACGCGUGCGAAGAGACAGCAGGAAGAUUCUGCCUGGUCGGCGAUAGGGGGGAAAGAAGUCCGUCACUCCGGCUGUGGCAAAGCCAGAUACACCGUCACUGCCUCACCAAGACUGCUUUCAGUGGACUCAAGGCUAAAACACUUAUAUUUUUGCCUUUCUUGUUAAUUUUGUAAUAUUUUGAGAAAAUAUAUUCCAGCACUCAAAUCCCUUCCAUUCUUCACCAGAGCACAUAUACAGCAUUAUCGCUGUUGGAUAUAAAUGUAAAUAUAUUCAGAAUAUGUAUAAAUAUAUAUUAUAUAUUUACAAUGAAUUAUUUUUUGUAUUGAUUAAAUAACUAAUAAAAAAUAAAAAAAGAACAAACAAGCUCUUCUAUGCUGGAUAGGAGGACCUUUUAUAUUACUCUCCAUUCUCUCCUAUCUAGCAGAGAACAGAUAUAUAUAUGGUUGAUCUUUGGGAUUAAAAAAUCCUUUUUUUUUUUUUUUCACUGAAACAAAGUUUCAGAUCUUGGGGCCACCCAAAUAACCUUUAAUGAGAACGUCUUUACUAAGAAUUUGUAAACAUUCCAAAAUGAGUUUAUUAACCCUUUAAAUACAGAGAAAUCCAUAGAACAUUCCAGAGGUCUCUGGAUUCAAAGGUGUCAAAUUUUGUACAAGCGGUUUAUAUGACAUUUAAAAAAAUAAAAAAAUUGUGUAGAAUGAGACCUAUAGAGUAAAGCUUAUGACGAUUGUAUUGUAAAAAGAUUUAUAUGAUAUUUAUGCUGUAAACAGAAAGGAAAGAUUCUUUCUUUAAAAAAGUCUAUUGGUUAUUUUUCACUUCCGAAUAAAUGUAAGAUUGUGAAUGGGGGACGAGGGGAGGGGGGAGGGAGAGAAAGUGAGAAUAUCAUGAAUCUGUAAAUAAAAUGGCUAACCUAAUGCUCUAGUCUCUUCCAGGGUUUUUACCGCUGGUUGUGUAUGGCGAUGGCACGCAAUGGGGCCA
Messenger RNA from Rana temporaria (common frog), 4086 nucleotides. RefSeq names its product fibroblast growth factor receptor 2 (gene FGFR2). Lineage: Eukaryota; Metazoa; Chordata; Amphibia; Anura; Ranidae. Gene Ontology annotation, biological process: multicellular organism development; fibroblast growth factor receptor signaling pathway; positive regulation of kinase activity. Bases 394 to 2901 code for a protein of 835 amino acids. Gene Ontology annotation, molecular function: fibroblast growth factor receptor activity; fibroblast growth factor binding; ATP binding. The transcript is spliced from 18 exons. Gene Ontology annotation, cellular component: signaling receptor complex; membrane. The record is from RefSeq and is a predicted model, not a curated record.